Messenger RNA from Cuscuta campestris, 1769 nucleotides. Lineage: Eukaryota; Viridiplantae; Streptophyta; Magnoliopsida; Solanales; Convolvulaceae. The record is from the annotation of a GenBank genome assembly.
CAAUAAUUUAGUCCCCAAUUAUUAUAUUGUUUUCCACAAAUGGCCCUUUGUUAACAUUUUCGUUAAAAACAUAGAAAAAUUUGUAAAUUCACGCUUCUCUCUCCUCAAUUAAGCUUUCUCUCUCCUCUGGGACAAGAUGAGAUUCCGGUGGAGUUUUGGAAGCAUGCGGGUCGUGGUGCGUGGGUUUGGUUAACCAAACUCUUCAAUGUUAUCUUCCGGACAGCAAGGAUGCCUAAUGAGUGGAGGGAGAAUCUCUUGGUCCCUCUGUUUAAAGGCAAAGGUGACAUUCAGAGCUGCGAGAAUUACAGAGGCAUCAAACUGCUUAGCCACACCAUGAAGGUUUGGGAGCAAGUCAUUGAGUAUAGGGUGCGGAAAGGGGUUAGCAUCUCUGAGAACCAGUUUGGUUUCAUGCCUGGCAGAUCGACUACAGAGGUCAUUCACCUCGUGAGGAGAUUUAUGGAAGAGUAUAGGGCUAGGAAGAAAGACCUUCAUAUGGUGUUUAUUGAUCUUGAGAAGGCGUACGAUAGGGUGCCAAGGGAGGUCUUAUGGCGGUGCCUUGAGACGAGAGGAGUUCCCAUCGUGUACACUCGUGCGAUCAAGGAUAUGUUUGAUGGGGCUAUGACUAGGGUGUCCAAGAAGGGGUCCUAUGGUGCAUGCUUUUUCACGGAUGGUAUUGUGCUUAUCGACGACACACGUGAGGGACUAAACGAUAAGUUGAAACUAUGGCACCUUGCCCUUGAGACUAAACGAUUCAGAAUAAGUAGGAACAAGACUGAAUACAUGGAAUGUCGUUUCAGCGGCCAGGAAACAAAAUCAGAAUUGGAUGUUAGGAUUGACUCUCACCUAGUACCUAAGGUAGACAUGUUUCGAUAUCUUGGCUCGGUAAUCCAGGCUGAUGGGGAGUUAGACGAGGAUGUUGGACAUCGUGUUGGAGUGGCUUGGGCCAAAUGGCGGUUGGCUUCAGGGGUGUUGUGUGAUCCGAAUAUUUCGCCCAGGAUGAGAGGUAAGUUCUACCGAUCCGUAGUCAGACCUGCUAUGUUAUAUGGGGCAGAGUGUUGGGCGGUUAAGAAGACUCAUGUGCGUCGUAUGCAUGCGGCGGAGAUGCGGAUGUUACGAUGGAUGAGUGGGAAGACAAGGUGGGAUAGGAUUUCGAACGAAGUUAUCCGACGUCAGGUAGGCAUGGCGCCGGUGGAAGAUAGGUUGCGGGAAGCAAGGUUGAGAUGGUUUGGUCAUGUGAGACGGCGGGAUGUUGACGCCCCUGUACGGAGAUGCAAGAGGAUUACAGUUAUCGGGGGAAGUAGGGGAAGAGGUAGACCUAGGAAGAAUUAUAAGGAGGUGAUUAGGCAGGAUUUAGGACUUCUCACCCUGACUGAGGAUAUGGCUUUAGAUAGGAACCUUUGGAGAACUAGGAUUAGAGUAUCUGGAUAGGAGCUCGGUGCUGCAGAGGUUGAGCCGGGGGUCUCUUGGAAACAGCCUCUCUACUUCCGAGUAAGGGCGAGGUCUGCGUAUACACACCCUCCCCAGACCCUACUGUAGUGGGACUCAACUAGGUUGUUGUUGUUCUCUCCUCUUGCACUCCUUUCCCAAACCUGUCGCUGAGUUUGAAGCUUUGAACCCAAAACCGAAAUCAUCCUCCUCUCAAUUGUUCGUCUUCCUGGUGUAGUCCAAAAUCAAAAUGAGUAACCUUCAUGGAUGAGUUUUAAGGUUUGUUUUCUUUGUAAUAUCUUGAGACAACCCAUAAAAUUCAUCCAUAAAGGUUAUUGGUUUCG